Molecule: messenger RNA, 655 nt
Organism: Hibiscus syriacus
Lineage: Eukaryota; Viridiplantae; Streptophyta; Magnoliopsida; Malvales; Malvaceae
Product: protein CRABS CLAW-like
Exons: 7
Coding region: 17-655 (212 amino acids)
Biological process (GO): style development; cell fate commitment; multicellular organism development
Cellular component (GO): nucleus
Source: RefSeq, a predicted model, not a curated record
UUUGUGUUUUCAUAGUAUGAACCUUGAAGAGAAAGCUGAAAUGGACUCGGUUCCACAACCUGAGCAUCUCUGCUAUGUCCGCUGCAACUUCUGCAACACUGUUCUGGCGGUUGGGAUCCCAUGCAAGAGGUUGCUGGACACAGUGACAGUGAAAUGCGGCCAUUGCAGCAACCUCUCGUUUCUCAGCACCAGGCCUCCAUUUCAAGGUGAAUGCCUCGAUCCCCAAACCACCCUCACUCUCCAGAGUUUCGGCGGUGAUUUCAUGAAGGGCACUCAGUAUUCAUCGUCAUCGAGCGAGCCAUCGUCUCCCAAAGCACCAUUUGUUGUAAAACCUCCUGAGAAGAAACACAGGCUCCCAUCUGCUUACAAUCGGUUUAUGAAGGAGGAGAUACAGCGCAUUAAAGCAGCAAAUCCUGAGAUUCCACAUAGGGAAGCUUUCAGUGCGGCUGCUAAAAAUUGGGCUAAGUAUAUCCCAAAUUCUCCACAAGCAGCGGCAUCAGUUUCUGAAAGCAGCAGCAAUUGCAACCAAAGUGUUGGGAUCACUAAGCCAGCUCAAAUAGUAGAGAAACUAGAGUUAUAUAGUAAAAGAACAUAUUACUACCGGACUUGCACCGACGUACGGUUACAAUGUCCGGAAUUUAGCGUUGUUGUAUAA